AUGAUCAACAGCGUGUGGAACGAGUACUGGAAGCAAUUCAGUAGUGGAGGUUCGAAAAUCAGAGUUUCAGAACGUUGUUUGCUCUUUCCAGGCUUCGUGACGCCGCCGGCUGAGAACAUCUCACCAGAGAAGUGUACGACGUCGUCCAGAGACCUCACCCCGUCUCCAGAAGAGUUCGAGGACGAAGUCGACGCAUUCACAGGUCUGUUCAGACACCUGAAUCGACAGAUCGUUAGUUUUCAGACGAGAGCUCUGACCCUAUUACUAUCGCCAAACGACGACGGACACGAACCAACUUUACAGGUUAUACUACCUGAAACUGGAAGCUUCGAUAAAUCAAUCAAUCAAUAUCUUUUACUUGUUCUAGUCAUGAAUGUAACAAACUAGGCGGUGAACAAUAAUUUCUCAGGCUAUAUCGAACAACCGCCUUCAGAAAAAUAGAAGUUUAAAAAUGAAGGGAAAACUUCGAAAGGAUCUCUUUGUUUUUCUGCGCGCAAUUGAUCUAGUUGCCCCAUGAAGAGUUCAGAAAAUAGCAGAUUUUGUAGCUGGAGCCCACAGAUGGUGCUCUUGGUGGUGGCCUCAAAAUAAUCAUAGAAGAAAUUCACGGAAUGAAAAAAAGAGUUUUAAACAAGCAAAAGAAAAGGAAUAGUCAAAAUUUUCAUUUCAAGUUGCUCUUCAGUUGUGGAUUUUUGUUUGAAUAAGAUAAGAUAACAGUGGCCAUUUUUAGAAAAGCACAAAGUCUUUGUUGAGCAACAUGAAAACAGGUAUUUGACAAUGGUAUUCAUCCCUGAGCCGACCCAACCAAAUGAUCUAAAUUUUAAGCAGAAAAAUCUUGAAACGACUUGAAGAACUUUCUUUUGAAUCUCGUUUCUUCAUCUUUCAUGGCAUCUAUUCUUGAUCACAGAAAUCUCAAGCUUAUCUUGAAAGAUUGAAUACUGAAAUAAUAUUAACUCAUUUAUAAUUUUUUUUCGUUAUCUCCAAUUUCUCUUUGAUGUAGAUUUAUUGAAGUUGUUACGUUUGAAAAUUCCUACUUUUAGAUAUUUGAAUUUCUCGGAAUUGACAGUAUUGGUUUCUGAUCCGAUUUUGUGUUAAACGUGAACUUCAUAAAUUCCUACAUCAAAAACUUGAAAGUUGGACAGGAAAAAAAACCAGAUUCUCAUCUAAACGUUUGAAGAGAGAGUUUGAACAAACAUAAGAAAACAUUUCGAACGUCACAAUUGAGUAGCUUUAACGGAUACAGGACUAUAACAGAAAAAAAAAUAUUUUACUUGUUUUCAUCGGUGGAUUCGAUUUUUAACGAACACGAGGCUCAGGCUGGCAAUUGGAAGAGCUGGAGAACGCGUUUGAGGCCAGCCACUACCCUGACGUCUUCAUGAGGGAAGCCCUAGCCAUGCGCCUCGAUCUGCUCGAAAGUCGCGUCCAGGUAAAAAGAAACAUACCUGUUACUCUAGCUAAUUGUGGUUCCAGGGUUUGAUCACUUUAUAUAGUUUUUUUUUCUAAAAUAUAUAUGGGCCAGGUAAACUCAGUAAAUCCUCCUCUCCCUUCUUUCUAAACUGGAAAAAGUUUUUGGUUUUGUUUUUCCAAUGUUUGUCUCAAUUGACAUCAAGAAAUCAAGUACUUUAUGUUUUCCUCAUCUUGUCGUUUAAGCUGUCGGAAUUCCCUCUGUUGAGCACCUAUAAUUGAAUGAAAGACGUCAUUUUUUGAUCAGAAGUUGAGCUUGGCUACCGUAGUCCACGAGAAAAAAAUUUCGUUGGCGGAAUGUUAUUUGGGCAAGAAGAGCCAAAAAUUUGUUUGAAACCGAGGAUUUUUGAAGGAUUGGCCCCAGUAUUUCUCCAAUUCCCUUUACGACCUCGCGUUCCCUGCGAAAGCAUUUUCGAAUACGGUAAUCUCCUCAAACCACAGAAAGAGUGAAUUCAAAAAAACUUUAUGUCUUGAAGAAAAAAAUCUUCAUAAAAUCAUGUAUUUGAUUAUAUUUUUUUAUUUUCUUCAGCUUAUUGAGUUCAAUUAAGUCUACAAUUUGCAGAACUGCUCGAAUGUAGAAUGUAGAGUGUACCUACUGAAAAUCACGAACAAAAGUUAUCGACUGCGACUUCAGAGAAUAUGGAAAAAUUUUUUCAAAAUAGUGUCAAUCUUGGAAAGAUCCUCGUUAUUAUUGAGAAAAUCAUCUCUUUUUUUGCCGUUGAAUUUAUCCAGGCCUUUUCCAGGUUUGGUUUCAAAAUCGGAGAGCAAAAUGGCGGAAAAGAGAGCAAUCGAAAAACGGUCCCGCAGUCGAAUUGGACUCCCUGGUGGAAUCCGAAAAGGUGGGAUAUCUUCCGAUCCCCGAGCAUUACUUAUUCUUGCAUAUAAUCGUCUUUUGUUCUAUAUCGAUGCUUUCAAUAACAAAGGAUUUAUAGUCAAUGUUUCCCGACUUGAAAGGCGAGGGAGGCGGGGCAAGGGGCGGGACGCGUAGCGUGUGCGUACGCGGUUCUUGGCGCCAGUUCAAUUCAAUCGCCGCCGACUAUUUAAAAAAAGCUCGGCAACCGCUCUUUUUUUAUUUUUCUUCUAUUUUUUUGAAGCACACAUGAACAUAAUCAAUAAAUAAUUAAAAAAGAAGUGAAAAGAGCGAUAAAAAAAGCUCUCUGAAUGCUCGCUAGCGCUUGAAUUGAACACGUGCCAAGAACCGCGUACGCACACGCUACGCGCCCCGCCCCUUGCCACGCCUCCCUCGCCUUUCAAGUCGGGAAACAUUGACUAUAUAAAAUUUCGUUGUUUUUUUUCUACAGAUUUGAGUUGCAAUAACUUCGGCAAAUUUUUCUAAAAGAAAAGGUUUUUUUUGACUCAACUUGCUCAUUGGUAAGUUUAUAUUCAGAAAUUUAGGGGCUCCGGUGUGUAGAAGACAUGUUGAUAAAGUUAUGUCCAUGCUUUUUCUUCUUCUUCUGAUAAUAUAUUGAACGGUUUGCAGCCGAGAGAAAAAUGUCCGUUUUCUAUUGAGAAUCUCCUGGCGGCAAGUCGAGUACCUCGAGGCCGACGUCCCAAUGCAAAAUACCCACGAGUUCAGGUAGAGAUGAUCUUCAAAAGAUCGAAAAAUGAAACAACCUAAUUGAAGUCUUCAGAGAAAAUAUUUUUCAAGGUUAUAGCUGUUUCAUGAAGUAUUACUCUAAAGAAUUUCAUUUACGGUUUACCGAAAAUGGAAAAUCAUUUAUCUCGUUGUUUUUCGAUGAUCGCUUUUCUUACAUGAAUCUACGAAAGGAUAUUGAAAAAGAUUGCUUUCAAAAUGUUGAGAGUUCAGAGCUUGAGUUUUUGAAGCUUUUUGAUAUAUAGUCAAUGUUUCCCGACUUGAAAGGCGUGGGAGGCGUGGCAAGGGGCGGGACGCGUAGCGUGUGCGUACGCGGUUCUUGGCACGUGUUCAAUUCAACCGCUAGCGAGCGUUCAGAGAGCUUAUUUAUUGCUCUUUUCACUUGUUUUUUAAUUAUUUAUUGAUUAUGUUCAUGUGUGCAUCAAAAAAUAAAAGAAAAUACAGAAAAAGAGCGGUGGCCGAGCUUUUUUUAAAUAGUCGGCGGCGAUUGAAUUGAACUGGCGCCAAGAACCGCGUACGCACACGCUACGCGUCCCGCCCCUGCCCCGCCUCCCUCGCCUUUCAAGUCGGGAAACAUUGACUAUAUUUGAACAAUUCAAAUAUUCUGAUUAUGAAUGAUGAGAGGAUAUAGACAGGCGAAAAACUUUCAAAAAUUGGCGAAUGAUGUCUAUUUUGAGACAUUCGAAAAAGUAACUUUAUCAUAAAGUUGGUAUAAUUUUUUUUUCUCACUUUGAACCCUUUUUUUUUUUAGAUAUUUUGACGAUUUUUUGGGUUUUAGGCAUGCAAAAACCUCUCGCCGUUCAUGUUGCCGUUGUUUCCCAUCACGCAGCCAGCCGGCCACGUCAUCAAUUCAAAAACGUCUUCCAGUGAUUAG
Molecule: messenger RNA, 3929 nt
Organism: Caenorhabditis auriculariae
Lineage: Eukaryota; Metazoa; Nematoda; Chromadorea; Rhabditida; Rhabditidae
Source: the annotation of a GenBank genome assembly